Messenger RNA from Dermacentor silvarum, 1465 nucleotides. Its product is annotated as tyrosyl-DNA phosphodiesterase 2. The record is from RefSeq and is a predicted model, not a curated record. NCBI's taxonomy places the organism in Eukaryota, Metazoa, Arthropoda, Arachnida, Ixodida, Ixodidae. Gene Ontology annotation, cellular component: PML body; cytoplasm. The transcript is spliced from 6 exons. Bases 105 to 1202 code for a protein of 365 amino acids. Gene Ontology annotation, biological process: double-strand break repair. Gene Ontology annotation, molecular function: 5'-tyrosyl-DNA phosphodiesterase activity; single-stranded DNA binding; protein binding.
GUUUUUAUGUUUGUGAUGUUUGCCUCAAAAAGCGCGGCAUGAUCCUCUGCAGUCCUGUGUUGUGAAGUCUCUUUACAAAUCUAGUCCCAUUCGUACUUUUAACCAUGAGCAGCUCUGACACCGAUGACGACAUACCCGAUGGCAAGGUCUGCCAGCAGUUAUGCGAAGAAUUUGCUGCUAUAACACAAACGGACACUGCCUGCGCGCAGUUCUAUCUCCAAGACAGGUCCUGGAACCUUGAGCGGUCUGUUAACGACUUCUUUGAAGAUCGGAAGAACAAAGGUGCCGUGAGGGUAUCUGGCGACGACAACCGUGCAGACGUGGUCCUUGUUGUGGAUGGCAGCCGUCCAAGUUUGGCAGCUGCUGCAACGGCCAUAUUUGCCGAGGCAGCCACCAGCAACAGGAAUGGGCCAAGGGCUACAGAUGUCUUGGAAGGUCAACCCAACACUUUGAAGCUUAUCUCGUGGAACACAGAUGGUAUUGAUGAUAAGAACCUGGUACUUCGUGCGAAAGCGGUCUGCUCCACGAUUGAAAGCGCUGGCAUAGACGUUGUGUUCCUUCAAGAAGUGGUGCCUGCCUCAGCUGAAAUCUUUGAGACGCUCCUUCCUGGCUACAAGUGCAUUUUGGGGAACACCAUUGAGUACUUUACGGUCACCCUGCUCAGGAAGGCAACCGUCGACUAUGAAAGUCAUGUCGUAUACCCAUUUUCAAACACUGCCAUGGGCCGAAAUGUGACGUACGUAAAGGCAUCGUUCAGAGGCUUUCCUAUCACACUGAUGAACACCCACUUGGAAAGCACAGCUGACUUUGCUGAGCAGCGCACAGUACAGUUCUUCAAAUGCUUGAAGAAGUGUGUCAAAGAACCUGCCGAGAGGACAGUCAUCUUUGGUGGUGACCUCAACUUGCGAGACAGUGAGGUUGAAGACAUUGGUGGCCUGCCACAGGGUGUGAAGGACGUAUGGGAAUCCUGCGGGCAGCGCAAAGAGGUCCGCUACACAUGGGACAUGACGCGCAAUGACAAUGUUACAUGGAACGGGCGCUUCAAGCCUCGUUGCCGCUUCGACAGAGUGUACAUAAGAGCUGCUAAACCUGCCACCAUGAAGCCAGCAUUUUUUGGCAUGGUUGGGCUGGAAAGGUUGAAGCCUCACAGAUGCUUUCCCAGCGACCACUGGGGUCUCCUGUGCCAUUUCAAGCUCCUCUAGACACGCUGCCAUACCAUCGCAUUUCUGGGCUCGAGUCAUCAAGUUUGCUUGUCGCGUGUUUUUAGUUUGUAAGAAAGGAAAGAAGAGACCAAUGGUGACAUAUCCAGCGAUUUUAAUUUAUGCUGCUGUCAAGUCAGGGCCACAAUAUGCACAGCAAUGAGCAUACCAACUUGUCAUUGUGCCACACCAGGCACAUUUUAUUUGAUGUAUAUAAAGAUGUUCGUUUCUAAAAUAAACUGUGUGUUUGCUGUUCAAGAAUGCAA